GUGUCAUUCUUUUUCAUCGGUUUCAUCGAGAUGGGAGUCGUCAAGAGUUUUGGCGUGCUCAUUGAGGAGGUCGUCUUCCAAAUUAAUUCUGACCUGGGGACGGUUGGAUUUAUCUUUGGGGUUUACAGCGGCCUAGCAUAUCUAUUUGGACCUUUUAUCUUACCGACGAUAAAGUACCUGAGUUUGAAACAAUCCUCUGCAAUUGGUAUGAUUGGCGGAAUUUGUCUGGCGGCUUCCUCUUUUACAUCAAAUAUAGCCCAGCUGGCAACCUGUUUUGUAAUCUCAGGCGUUGCCUUUUCAUUUGUUCUUGCCGCGGGGCUCAUUCAGUUCAACACUUUCAUUCCGCCUGAGGACUUCGCGUUAUUUUAUGGCAUUACAGAAACGGGAGCCCCAGUAGGAAUGAUCAUCUUACCUAUCCUGGCCGAAUUUUUAAAAGAGACCUAUGGGUGGAGAGGCUGCAUGCUCAUUCUAGGUGGAAUCUUGUUGUACGCACUGCCGUUACUGUUGGUGAUGGUAGGCAGAAAAGAAGAUCCAGAAGACACUUCUGAAAUGACACAUGUAGAUGAAAUGGACAAAGGUUCAAAUGAGAAUGAUGUAAAUCUGCAGGCCGAGCAAGGUACAACUAUUGAUCUACUAGAAGGUCCAAGUUAUCAAGAAAUGGAGGACCAAGUAUCAGGCUCCCAGCAGGCAAAAAAAGCUCAAAGUCAGGAUAUCGUUAGCGCAAUGAACGUUAUGGAGAUCCGUUUCUGA
Lytechinus variegatus (green sea urchin) is the source of this 750-nucleotide messenger RNA. Its product is annotated as monocarboxylate transporter 4-like. Gene Ontology annotation, molecular function: monocarboxylic acid transmembrane transporter activity. NCBI's taxonomy places the organism in Eukaryota, Metazoa, Echinodermata, Echinoidea, Temnopleuroida, Toxopneustidae. The record is from RefSeq and is a predicted model, not a curated record. The transcript has 3 exons. Bases 31 to 750 code for a protein of 239 amino acids. Gene Ontology annotation, biological process: transmembrane transport.